AUGGUUGCCGUUCCUAAUAUCAAACUUAACAAUGGCAUCGACAUGCCCCAGGUGGGCUUCGGUCUCUGGAAGGUCGGCAACGAUGUCGCCGCUGAUACUGUUUACAACGCCAUAAAGGCUGGGUACCGCCUCUUUGACGGCGCUUGCGACUAUGGCAACGAGGUUGAGUGCGGCCAGGGUGUCGCCCGCGCCAUCGCCGACGGUCUCGUGAAGCGCGAGGAGCUCUUCAUCGUCUCCAAGCUCUGGAACACCUUCCACGACGGCGACCGCGUUGAGCCCAUCGCCAGGAAGCAGCUCGCCGACUGGGGCCUCGACUACUUUGAUCUCUACCUCAUCCACUUCCCCGUUGCCCUUGAAUACGUCGACCCCAGCGUCCGCUACCCGCCCGGCUGGUUCUAUGACGGCGAGGGCGAGAUUAGGACUUCCAAGGCCUCCAUCCAGGAGACCUGGACGGCCUUCGAGGGCCUCGUAGAGAAGGGCCUUGCCAAGAGCAUCGGCGUCUCCAACUUCCAGGCCCAGCUCCUUUACGACCUCCUCCGAUACGCCAAGAUUCGCCCCGCCACCCUCCAGAUCGAGCAUCACCCUUACCUCGUCCAGCAGGAGCUCGUCAACCUCGCCAAGGCUGAGGGUAUCGCCGUCACGGCCUACUCUUCCUUCGGUUCCCUCUCCUUUGAGGAGUUCUCCAUGAAGCAGGCUAAGGGCCUCACUCCUCUCCUCGAGCAGGACACCAUUAAGGCUGUUGCCGAGAAGAACGGAAAGACCCCAUCGCAGGUCCUCCUUCGAUGGGCUACCCAGCGUGGCCUCGCUGUUAUCCCCAAGACCACCCGCCCCGCCAUCAUGGAGGCCAACCUCGAUGUCACGAGCUUCGAUCUCCCCCAGGAGGAUAUCGAUGCCAUCAGCGCACUUGACAGGAACCUCCGCUUCAACCAGCCCUCCAACUACUUCCCUACCGAGUCCCUCUGGAUCUUCGGCUAA
Messenger RNA from Scedosporium apiospermum, 975 nucleotides. Its product is annotated as 20-alpha-hydroxysteroid dehydrogenase. Gene Ontology annotation, biological process: D-xylose catabolic process. Gene Ontology annotation, cellular component: cytosol. Gene Ontology annotation, molecular function: D-xylose reductase (NADPH) activity. Bases 1 to 975 code for a protein of 324 amino acids. The record is from RefSeq and is a predicted model, not a curated record. The transcript has 3 exons. NCBI's taxonomy places the organism in Eukaryota, Fungi, Ascomycota, Sordariomycetes, Microascales, Microascaceae.